Molecule: messenger RNA, 4214 nt
Organism: Spirometra erinaceieuropaei
Lineage: Eukaryota; Metazoa; Platyhelminthes; Cestoda; Diphyllobothriidea; Diphyllobothriidae
Source: the annotation of a GenBank genome assembly
AUGGUUAUACAGGCACUGAAGCACCUCGCCAACGGCUCACAAUACAGCAUUAAAAACUCUCAGGCAUUGCUCCAGAAGAUCCAAGGCCUCAAAGUAAGUCCUGAUGAGUGUAUUCUAUCGUAUGAUGUGAUUGCCCUGUUUUCCUCAAUACCACAUGACCUGGCGAUUGAGAGCGUAACCCGACGCCUGCAAGAUAAUCCAACCAGAAUUCCAACACAACACGCUUCAGAGAUGCUUAAACUCUGUCUCAAUAAUUACUGCCAAUUCGAUGAAAAGUUUUAUCCACAGGUUAGGCCUACACCAAUGGGAUUGCCAAUAUCAGGUCUACUAGCUGAACUAGUACUACAACAACUAGAAAAGGAAGUUAUGCGAACCUUUAAACCAAAAAUGUUGCUCCGAUACGUAGAUGAUACGUUUGUUAUCAUGAAGACCUGCGAAACUGAACAAUUUCAUCUGAGUCUGAAUAGCGUCUUCCCAGCUAUCCAGUUUACUCGCGAAGAGACGACAGGAGGCAUUCUCCCGUUUCUAGACGUUAGUAUCCAAACACUCAGUGAUGGCGGCCUUGCAACGAGCGUCUACCGAAAGGACUCCGGUGCUGACGUCAUUCUUAAUUACGAAAGCAACCAUCCUGCGGCUCAUAAAAGGAGUUGUCUCCGAACCCUUUUCCACCGGGCUUAUCGUUACUGCAGCAACGAUGAUUUACUUAAGAAAGAACUUGCUUUCCUGUAUCAGUUAUUCCGACUCAACGGAUACCCGGUCAGUUUUGUGAAAAAUUGUCUCAGACAACAGAGACAGCCACAAGACGUUAGUUCUAAUGAGGGACCCGAGCAACGGAAAUUCUACUCUUUACCCUGCAUGCAGGGUAUUUCCGAGGCGGUCGCCCCACAACUAAACCGGUUUGAUAUCUUCGUUGCCCACAAGCCGGCGUCCUCCCUGCGCGCAACGCUGUCCCGUGUGAAAGAUCCUUUGUCCAAAGAGCAGCAAACCAAUGUCAUCUACCGAAUGCCGUGUGCUAACUGCUCUUGUGACUAUGUUGGUCAUACAGGCCGACGACUUGGGACGCGAAUAAACGAACAUAAACUAGCCAUCAGGCGACGUGACCUUUUAUCGCUCGUGUUUGCGCACGCCUUUGAAUGCCACCAUCGCUUCAAUUGGGACGGAACUGAAUUUGUUGCCAUGGCAAACACCAAACAGGCUCGAGAAUUGCUCGAAGCCUGGCACUCCACCACAACUAGCAUCAAUCGCCAUGUCGAUCUGGACGCUCAUUACGAAGGUCUGCGUGCUCGGCUCACUGACUUGCACCCACGACCUAACAACAGCCGCUAAUCCAUACCGGACCCUGUAUAAUCGGACUAUUUCGCCACCCCUCCUGCCCCAGACACAGCGAGUCGCAACCUUAAUCCCUAGCACCUCUACGUUGGAUCCCUGGCUCCUACCCGCAUGCCGGAACGACAAUCAUUAAGUCCACCGUCCGAAGUCACAUUAAAUCGUCAUUCCACCCCCCCCCUACCCUCUAACACAGGGAGCCGCAACAGUUCCCUUUUUCCUCCCCCACCACAGACCCUAGCCUAAUUAUGUCUCCAUCCCCCUUUCAUACAUUAAUUGCUUACCUAUUAGUGGCUGCCGUGUCACGCCAACCAAUUUGGUCUGACCAUUUCACUUUCUCCUAUGUUUAUUUCGUCUGACGACGGGUUGGUGUUACCAGCUCGAAAAUUCACGAGUACAACUCGAUUUUAUCCGACAAGUCUUCUAUCUUCAUGUGCUUCCGAAGAGCCUGUCCUACAGGCCACCGGUGAACACACGUCUGGCGAAACGGUGGGUGGCUGAACAUGGCAGGCGAAUGAUUCGGGCGCUUCUCCAAGAUUGCCAUCUUCGACUGCGUAAAUACAACAGGGGUUUGAGCCAGGCGGUUACAAAGUGCGUUGAACUCAUCGGUGAGGACGGAGUCACGCAUUCGCAACAAGUGAUUAAUAAACGGGCCAGAAACCUGCGAGCAACAAGAGAUGCCGAGCUGGCGGUCAAGCUCCAGAGUAUAAGCCAUUCAUCUCAAGAGGAGAACGAAGUCCUGGUGCACAACAUGUCCUCUAAGCAACUGAUCCCUGCACAAAUGAAAGCGCUGAGUCAUGAGGCCUGCUUUAACACCACAGACGCCGAUCCGGUCAAUCUCGUGGCCACGGUUGAGUCGAUUCUCAAACAAACCGGGGAAUCCGACGAAACAAAGCAACUCAUUCGACAGCAGGUAACCUCCUUGGCGAUGGCGCACAAACCACGUGCAACCAUUACCAAGGCCGAGCAGAGUGCUCUCAAGACACUGAGGGCUGACACCAGCAUCGUGAUUCUACCAGCAGACAAAGGGCGCUCCACAGUUGUGAUGGAUAAGGCAGACUACAUUCAGAAAGCCAAUGCCCUACUGGAGGACCGACAGGCGUACCUACCAUGUAACGAUGAACCGAUGAGGAGGCUGGUGACGCAACUGGACAAGACACUCGCCGACAUGCAAACUAGCAAGACAAUAAAUAAAUCGGUACGACUGGCCAUUAAGCCAGUAGACGCGGCCGCACCACGCUUUUACGGACUGCCAAAGGUACACAAAGCCGGGGUGCCAUCCGGCCAAUCGUAUCAUUGCGCGGCACACCUACAUUCAAUUUGGCUAAAUGGAUGUUCAGAAACCUGAGGUCUCUCACCUCGGACGCGGGCACGACGGUCUGUUCAGCGACUCAGUUCCUGGAGCGGAUCAAAGGGAUGAGACUUACCGAAGACGAGGUCAUGGUGUCAUUCGACGACACUUCUCUUUUCACUUCGAUUCCGCAAGACCUGACAGUCGAAACGGUCAGCGAGCUGCUCGAGAGUCAGAACGACGAGACGGGCGUGACGAUAAAACGGAGACAUCUGGUCCAAUUGCUGAGAUUCUGCCUGAAGACGUACUUUACUUUCGAGGGCACGACCUACGAGCAGGUCAAGGGGACGCCAAUGGGAUCGCCGCUCUCGGACUUCAUCGCAGAGGCAGUUCUCCAAAAAGUAGAAACCCUAGUUUUCUCAACCUAUAAGCCGAAAUUUUGGGCUCGAUAUGUCGAUGAUAUCUUCGUUAUCAUUGAGCGGCAAAUGGUCAAGGAAUUCCAUGAUGUCCUGAACUCUGUUUUCUCUGACAUCCAGUUCACAAUGGACGCGGAAGCCAACAAUCAACUGCCGUUCCUGGACGUUCUCGUCCAUCGAAAACCCAAUGACACCUUAAAACGACGGUAUAUAGGAAGGCCACUAAUACGCGCCAAAUCCUGAGCUUCCACAGUAAACACCCGUUGUGCCACAAACGCAGUUGUGUGCGAACACUCUACAGAAGGGCAGAAACACACUGCAGCGAGCCGGACGACAGAAAGUCAGAACUACGCUACCUCCAGCGCCUCUUAAUGUCCAACGGGUAUCCGCGCAACUUCAUCAAACGCGGCAGACAGGCCGGACUGAGCCGACGUUUGGAAACAGAACGGCCAAAAAUAUGGCGGGCGCUUCCAUACAUCGAUGGCUUUUCUGAGGCGGUCCCCCGUCUCUUAAGACCGCUGGGGAUCGGCAUCGCCCACCGACCGGAGUCAACAAUUCGACAUCUGGUCAUGAGACCUAAGGCCCCUCUGCCACCGGGUGAAACAACGGACGUCAUCUACCGGAUCCAGUAUAACUCCUGUGAAGCCAACUACAUUGGGGAGACGGGCAAACGACUACAGACCCGUGUUGGAGAACACAUGAGGGCAGUAAGGCGAAUGGACCCUUUGUCUCUGAUGGCCGAACACUGCGCCGAUUCCGGACACACGUUCGCCUUUCAGCAUGUCAAAAUUCUGGGCCGAGUAAGCGACUGCAUAUCCAGGGAAACAAUCGAGGCUUGGCACACAGGGACAGCCUCCAUCAACCGUUGUGUGUCUCUUCCCGCUGCCUAUCAAGCCCUUCGAGCGCAGCUCAGUAAAAAAACGAGCAGACGUGAACCCAGGCUAAACAUGAAUCCAGACAUAGGCGAGUCCAUGGCGGAUGCACACCCAGUCACCCCUCAACCUGGUUCCGACGAAGGCGCAGUCGUCACCACAGCCGUUCCAUCUACUAGUCCGGCGGACGAGAAAACGGACAGUCGUUGCGGCGUAAACAAGAUUGCCAGCCUUGGACGACAGUUAAGGUCAAUGAGGGUACGGGCGACGACCACCAACGUCUCAACGCCGGCCCCCGAUGUAGAUUAA